Molecule: messenger RNA, 1947 nt
Organism: Daucus carota subsp. sativus
Lineage: Eukaryota; Viridiplantae; Streptophyta; Magnoliopsida; Apiales; Apiaceae
Product: probable trehalose-phosphate phosphatase G
Exons: 12
Coding region: 326-1468 (380 amino acids)
Biological process (GO): trehalose biosynthetic process
Molecular function (GO): trehalose-phosphatase activity
Source: RefSeq, a predicted model, not a curated record
AUACGUACAUAUUUUUGUGUAUAUAAACCCCAGCCCCGCUCCUCUUUUCCCUCUUCUUUCUCCUCUCCUCUGUUACAUUACACACAAACGCACGCACCAUUCUUGUAUCUAACACAACCCCCUUCUACUGCUUCGCUGUUCCCGAGUUGCUUCUUCUCUGCUUGAUCCAUUUAAGUUUGUGGGGCUUGACCACUUAAGAGGUGAUUUUUGGUUGGAAGAACUGCUAUCUGUUGGGUUUUGAAAUUAUAAGCAUCCACCUGCACUGUUUUCUAAUACCACCAUUAGCCUAAACAAACCUUAUAACUGAUCAAAUAUCCUGUAUCUGAUGGAAAUGGAAAAGAAUCACAAUGCUUCAGUUCUCACUGAAUCUGCAUCAUUGAACAACUCAAGGUUAGGCCUUCAUUCUGCUUUGCUGCCAUAUUCUCCCCCAGAUGCCGUGUUUUCUUCAAGUCUCUUCUUGACAAUUCCAAGGAAAAAGACUGGCCUACUCGAUGAUGUACUGUCCACCUGUUGGUUGGAUGCCAUGAAAUCUUCAUCUCCCACUCAUAAGAAGUUAAAAGAUUUUAGCACCGAGCCCACCGAUACUGAAAUAGCCCAUCGCAAUUGGAUGCUCAAGUAUCCAUCUGCACUUGCAUCUUUUGAGAAAAUAACAAGCUAUGCAAAGGGUAAAAGAGUAGUUUUGUUUCUGGACUAUGACGGGACUUUGUCACCAAUAGUGGACAACCCAGAUCGAGCCUUUAUGUCUAAUAAUAUGCGCUUGGCUGUUAAAAAUGUGGCAAGGUACUUCCCUACAGCAAUUAUCAGUGGGAGAAGCCGUGACAAGGUACUUGAAUUUGUAGGACUAACAGAACUCUACUAUGCUGGUAGCCAUGGGAUGGACAUAAUGGGCCCUGUUCGCCCCAAUACUGAUGGUCAUACAAAUUGUAUCAGGUCCACUGACAACCAGGGUAAAGAAGUUAACUUGUUCCAGCCUGCUAGUGAAUUCUUACCCAUGAUUGAUGAGAUUUAUAGAUCCCUUGUUGAUAUUGCUAAAGAAAUAGAAGGAGCCACUGUCGAGAACAAUAAAUUUUGUAUAUCUGUUCAUUACCGUAACGUAGAUGAGAAGAGUUGGACAACGAUUGCAGAAUCUGUUCAUGACAUCAUGAAGAACUACCCUCGACUUAGAUUAACCCAUGGGCGGAAGGUUUUAGAGGUCCGACCAGUGCUUAAUUGGGAUAAAGGGAAGGCUGUAGAGUUUUUACUUGAAUCUUUAGGGCUUAGUAAUAGUGACAACGUGCUUCCUAUAUAUGUUGGAGAUGAUCGAACUGAUGAAGAUGCAUUCAAGGUUCUUAGAGAGGGUAAUCGAGGUUAUGGUAUAUUGGUGUCUUCUGCACCGAAAGAAAGCAAUGCAUUUUACUCUCUCAGAGACCCAUCAGAGGUCUUGGAAUUCCUCAGGUCAUUAGUAAUAUGGAAGAAAGCAAGUGCUUAACAAUCAUGAAGAUAAUAGACGGUUGCUCUACAAUCGUAAAGAUAUAUAACCAAAAGCAAGCAUUUUUUCCGAUUCUUGCAUAAAAGAUAUUGCUGGUGUAAGGGGAGAGGUGCACAUAUGAAGCUGUGGAUCAAUUAAUUUGCAGUCUUUCUGUUGAUACCAAGGAUGCCCACGCCAUAUUGUAAUUACAUAGCACUGUUCUAAUUUCUGUUCCCUAGUUUUUUUUUUUUUUGUUUUUGUUGGCAAAUUUUUGGGGGUGGGGAAAGCUAUUAUUUCAUUUCUUUGUUGGCAAUUGUAUAGUUAUUUAGGAGAUAGAGUAAUUAUACAAAGUAAUCCUCUGGGAAAUGAAUCAUGUAGUUUGGGUGACCUUUGCAAAUUGCAGCUGCUAAUUGAGUGAAGCUGCAGAUAGUUUUAUUGUAACACAUCUAUCUUUUACAAUAAUUUCUUUGUCUACUUUAUAUAUUUUGGUAGAUAUAUUA